AUGCCGAAGAAGGGAAACGCUGCAGCAGAGAAGAAGUCUGCCGAUAAGAAAGCAGGCAAAGGUGCAGCGAAGGGCGAGGAAGCCGGAGAGAAGUCCAAGGGCAAAGGAGGGUUGAAGCCAGCUACUGCAAUAAAUGUUCGUCAUAUUCUCUGUGAGAAACACUCCAAGGCGACCGAAGCCCUGCAGAAGAUCCAGGAGGGCCAGCGAUUCGAUAAAGUGGCUCAGGAAUACUCAGAAGAUAAGGCCAAAGCUGGCGGUAGUCUGGGGUGGAUGGCUCGAGGAUCCAUGGUGGGUCUUUUCCAGGAUGUGGCAUUCGCCCUCGAGCCGUCAUCCGUGGAUAAGCCCAUCCUUUCCCCGCUGGUGAAGACCAAUUUUGGAUACCAUAUCAUCAUGGUCGAGGGCCGCCGAUAA
Molecule: messenger RNA, 411 nt
Organism: Sparassis crispa
Lineage: Eukaryota; Fungi; Basidiomycota; Agaricomycetes; Polyporales; Sparassidaceae
Product: Peptidyl-prolyl cis-trans isomerase PIN4
Exons: 5
Coding region: 1-411 (136 amino acids)
Biological process (GO): rRNA processing
Molecular function (GO): DNA binding; peptidyl-prolyl cis-trans isomerase activity
Source: RefSeq, a predicted model, not a curated record